This is a messenger RNA of Onthophagus taurus, 4269 nucleotides long. RefSeq lists its product as uncharacterized. The record is from RefSeq and is a predicted model, not a curated record. Gene Ontology annotation, molecular function: protein binding. NCBI's taxonomy places the organism in Eukaryota, Metazoa, Arthropoda, Insecta, Coleoptera, Scarabaeidae.
ACAUUUCUUUUUAAAUAUUAUCAUACCCGCAACGAAAAAAUCAAUAGCGUCGGUCAUGAGCAGUACAGACAAUACGCCAUAUGGUUCGCUGAUGACCAACAUUGCCACACGCAGAGAUUCAGCGACUAUCUGCUUAUCGGUUUAAUUGAAAGAAAAGAUCGUGACUUGUAAACAAUGCAAAGUGUUGGAAGUGAUUAAUUUAAAAAAAAUUGUGGAAAACAGUGAUUAUUCAAACGUAAUCUACUAACUAAUUUUAUUAAUAGGAUAAUAAUGGCUACAUAUCCUGGAAUGUCUUUAAGUGGUGAAGUUAGGGAAAGUGUAUCGUUAGAUGAAGAUGAUUUAAGUGAUGUUGAAGACGAAGUUUUUAUAAGAGAUGGAAAAAAUGGUUAUAAGUUUUCUGAAGAUGCGGGUUUAAAAAGACCUUUAAUGGCUCCUAGGCGAAAACUAUCAUCAAAACCGGAUUUUGCCAGCCGAAUUAAAAAUCGUCCUCCUUGUAGGAGGUUAUGCCAACCAUGUUGUUAUGUAUUUAUUGGAUUAGGUUUGAUGACAGCAUUGAUAAUAUUAACGAUAGUAUUAGUAUCUUUGUAUCCACUACCAUUGGAAAAAUUGAAAAGCUGGAUAAUCACAAAAACGAAACAUAGAUAUACAGAAAAAGUUUUACCAUGCGCCGAUUUAGCCGUCACAGACGUUUGGACGUUAACUUUGCCAAAAUUAACUUCGGAAUCUGUUAUUAGAGCUGUAGAUAUAAAUUCGGAUGGAGUUGAUGAUUUCAUUUUUGGUUUUGGAACCGGUGAUAACUAUAACAUGAACCCAGAUGUUUAUUGUCAAAUGUUUUUUAACAUCCCUCCACCUUGCGGUGGUGGUUUAAUAGCUUUAAACGGAAUAACCGGUGAUGUGAUAUGGCGAAAAUGGCUGGGUCACACUAUUUUUACGAUUUUUUGUGAUGUAGAUGUAAAUGCUGAUGGAAUUUUUGAUUGUUUAGCAACUGGAAAAGGAGGGAUAUUUUGCGUUAUAAAUUCAAGAAACGGUUCCAUAAUAUGGAAAUUUGACAACAAAUUUAAUCCACCUCAACCGCUUAUUUUAGAUAUAUACAUGGCGAAUUUUAUUGAAGACGUUGACAACGAUGGUGUAGAUGAUGUUUUAGCGGCACAUACCUCACAAACAGAUAUUGCGAAAGUUGGUCAUAUGAUUUUGAUAUCUGGAAAAACUGGUGAUGAAAUGAAACGCGUUGAAACGCCGAAAGGAAUCGAAACUUAUUUUACUCCCCAAAUUAUAGCUAAUAAUCGGAGUACGUUUGUUAUUUUCGGUACUGGUAGUCCUACAUCACCAGGAAAUCUUAGUGUUGUUUUAUUAAAAGAUAUUACCCAAGGAGUUAUGACCAACAUAACUACUUUAUAUGCAGAUGAUAACAAAGGUGUAAUUUCACCAACUGUAUUAGUUGACAUCACAGGUGAUGGAAUUGCUGAUAUUGUAACAUCAUUUUUCAAUUCAACCACAAUGGCUUUUGAUGGAUACUCGUUUAAGCAGCUUUGGAAUUUUACAAUUCCUAAUUCAGAAACUUUAAGCAUUCCAACCCCAGGGUAUUUUAACAAUGAUAAUGUAACAGAUUUUUUGGUUAAAUACCAAAAAGGACCUGGCUUCCCAGUUUAUUACCACAGUGAAACGUAUAUUUUGGAUGGUAAAACUGGCAAAUCUAUUUACGAACACCCAAUAAUUGACACGGUAGGUUCCCAAAUGGGCGGAUUAACCAUUUCAAUGGAAAAGUUUGGUAUGGAUUGGUUCGUAUUUUGGACGGGAAAUUGUAAAGAUUAUGAAGCUCGACAAGACAUUUUCGAAUUUAUAUCUGGAAGCACUAAUAAGCAACAAAAUCGAGCAAAUAUCUGUAAAUUAAGAUUUAAUUCAACAAUGGUUGCUAAAAUGUACGCUUUAAAUCAAUUUGAUCAACCACCCGGAGUAGAAUUAUAUAGUUCAGAUAACCGAUGGGAUUUAGAAUACAAUAACAGCCGCUCACCAAUUGAUGAAGCACGCGAAUUUUUAAAAAUGCACCCAGAAUAUGAUCGACAACAAGUAGAAACAACCCCUCCAGGAAAUUUAGAAACAACCUACAAAGCAAUUGAUCCAUUAAGAAAUCAAAAACCCCAAACGAACAAUAAACACAAAACUCAAGAACCAGAAUAUUUAAAUACAAGAAAUAAAAAUGUAAACCCCAACAUGGAUCCCCAACCGAAAUACGAAAACGAUUACGAACAAAUCCGAUUGAAACCUAAAAUGCCUUAUUACCCACAAAACGAGGAUAUGGACACAGAUUACCCAGAAGAAGAACCGGAUGCGAUGUCUUUGUAUGGAUCAAGACAAUCGCGAUUACAGUAUCAUCCAAAUAAUCGAGACACAAGAAGUAAAAAGCAGGAAUUAGAUAACCCACAUGAAUACGAUGAUAAUGAAAGUACAACUAAGAAAAAAAGUCUUUCCGAGAAAACUCAUUAUGGAAUUUACGAUUAUAAAAAUGUAAAAAAUGCGAGAAGUCGCCUUAUGCACGAUUUAACAAAUCUACCAACAGAAAUUUUAAGGGAUACUUACUUCAAAAAUAGAGAAAAACAAAUGAGAAAAUCCCGCUUUGAACAGAGAGAUUUAAAAUCCCACAAAGAAAGGGCAAAAGGAAACGAAGAGGUUAAAAAGGCGAUUGAAGAAGAAAAAAAGAAAUUAGUGAAUACUUCCAUGACUUUAUGGGAUUUAGAAUCAGAAAUGGAAAUAGAAGAUAGAGAAAAUGGGUAUUAUAGAGGUAAAAGACAUAUAUAUCAAAAGUUUGAUGGUGUUCCUAAAAUAACUUCAGUUGGUACUCUAGUUAAAUCAAUAAAUUCUUCUACAAACUCAAUCGAUUUAGUUUUUCUUACAUAUUGGUUGCCAGCAAUAGAAGGUGCGCAAUUAGUGUUAGAAAAAGACGUUCAAUGUAUUAGUGAAAAAAUUAAAAACGCAAUGCGUUCUAAAGAACAAUCAAUAACGUUUCAAAAAUCUACAUUGGAAGAACUAUUUAAAAAAGAAUGCAUUGAAGAGCGAUUUAAAAAUCAGAAACCCACCGAUCGAACUGACCAAGACAAUAACUUUUCUUACUACAAUCAAGUGGCUCAUCUGAAUUUAGGUCAAAUGACCGUUUACAGGAUUAAAAUCGAAUGUAGAUGUCAGGCGAGAAGAAGGUCUAGCGAAAUGUGUCCAAGAUUUUUGGACAAAGAGAAACAAUCUUGGCCAUCGUUUUUAGGUAGAAAAGGAGACGGUUAUUUUAAGCGAUUUUUGUAAAAGAUUUUUUUAUAAGACUUAAAAAGACAAUUAAUUGGUUUAGCUUAAUAUAAUUACAAAACUCACCAAACACUGUAGUUUAAUGGUGGGUCUAAUUUUUCAUCUUUAUUGAUUUCUUGUUAUAGAAUCAAUUUUUAUUUAUGGAGUUUUAGAGAAACUUUUCGCGCUAAUAUGGACUAAGUUAUUUUUUUAAGAAGAAAAAUUGAUAGGAAUGACUUAACAUUACUGCAUUUAUACAUAGGACUGUGAUAAAAGAUCAGACUAUUUCCGCCAUCGUCUAACUUCCUUUGUACAUAAUAUAUUUCAAUUAGUGACAAUCUGCAAACGAUUUUAUUUUUUAUCGAAUUGAUAAAUUUAUAAAAAUGGCUAAAAUAUAAGUCUUAAUUUUAAUAUGUACAUAAUUGCAUAUUUUAUAUUAUUAUAUAAGGAAUUUACGUAGCAUAAAUUUAACCUUACAUUCUGAAGAAAGAAUAACACUUUUUUAUUCAAUACAGUUCAUUUAAGAAAGUAUUUUAGAUUUUAGCGCAUUAUUUCAAAUAAAUGUUGCCAAAAUCGAAAUUACACAAAAAAUUAAAUUGAUUUAUAUUGGGUCAUAAAUUUACAACCAUUUUCCGUUGGGCAAAGUUGAAAAUAACAGAAUUACCACAUUCCCCCCACCAAAAUAGCUCUGUUUCAGAAUAAAAACGGUGCUUGGAAAGGAUUACCUUUCCUUUUGUGAUGUUCCUUUCCUUUUGUGAUAUUUCUUUCUUUUGUAGGAAUCCUAUCAUAAUUAUUCAACCUAAUUUUUUCCUUUAGUAUACCAGGCUAAAAUUAUGUCAUAAAGCCACAAAAUUGUAUAAAACGUAAUCUUUAUAAAAUAACUUGUAAUAGUAGAUUUGGUCAGGUUGGUAGGUUAUUGUAUAAGUGUACAAUAAUGGAAUUAUUUUGGUGGAUAUAGUUUAUAUAUUGUUGUGAAAUAAAGUACCUAGAACAAAUUAA